CUACUGAACCCGUGCCUUCUCGUGCCCGAGGUGUGUGGCCCCACGGUGCACAGGGCCUGCGGGGAGAACAUGUACGUCAAUGGCUACUGCUUCCUCCUGGACCAGAGCCUCCAGCAGCGCCAGCGCAUCCCGGACACCCAGCCAGAGUGCCCCAAACAUGUCACAGACAUAGUGCUCCUCGUCGACAGUUCGGGCAGCAUCGCAUCUGUGGACUUUGGAAAGAUGAAGACGUUUCUCUCUGAGAUCAUGAAGCGUUUCCGCAAAACCGACACGCAGUUCGCCCUCAUGCAGUACUCCAAUAAAUUUGAAUUUCACUUCGACUUCAUGAAGUACAGGAGAAGUCACAACCCCGAUCAUCUUCUCCAGGGGGUUGAGCAGCUUCAUGGAACGACGUACACGGCCACAGCCAUCCGGAAAGUGGUGCGGGAGCUGUUCACCUCUGGGAGAGGCGCUCGGGAUGAGGCCACCAAGGUUCUCAUUGUGAUCACAGAUGGGCAGAAAUACAAUGACCCACUUUCUUAUUCAGACGCCAUCCCAGAGGCUGAGAGAGCUGGGAUCAUCCGCUACGCCAUCGGGGUCGGCCAGGCCUUCUCCAGCGCUGCUGCCCAACGGGAGCUCCAGGAGAUCGCCUCUCAGCCCAGCAACGAGCACGUCUUCCGGGUGGACAGUUUUGACGCCCUCCAGGGCAUCCAGAACCAGCUGCAGGAGAAGAUCUUCGCCAUCGAAGGCACCCAGUCCCAGAGCGGCAGCUCCUUCCAGCUGGAGAUGUCUCAAGAAGGAUUCAGUUCCCUGCUGUCCCCUGACGGGCCUGUGCUGGGAGCGGUGGGAGCCUAUGACUGGUCCGGUGGGAUAUACCUGUACGGGAGCAGCGGGAAGCCGAGUUUCAUCAACGUAUCCAGAACCUCCACUGAUAUGAAUGAUGCUUACCUCGGUUAUUCGUCUCAGGUCAUCACAGCCAAUGGGCAGAGCAGCUACGUGGUCGGGGCCCCUCGCUACCAACACGCCGGCAAAGUCGUCCUGUUCAGCCGAGAUACCAAGGGCGGGGAAUGGACACCUAGAUCGGAGGUGUUGGGAGAACAGAUCGGCUCGUAUUUUGGGGGUACACUGUGUGCUGUGGACCUCGACAGAGAUGGGAACACGGACCUGCUUCUGAUUGGAUCCCCCAUGUACUAUACACCCCUGAAUGGAGGACGAGUCUACAUCUGCCUGAUUAACUGGCUGGGAGCGACGCUGAUCUGCAGUAAGACACUGCAGGGGCAGACGGGGCAGGCGUUCGGGCGCUUUGGGGCCAGCAUGUCCGAAAUCGGGGACAUUAGUGGGGACGGACGGACGGACGUGGCCAUUGGGGCCCCCCUGGAGAACAGCAAUCAUGGGGCCUUGUACAUCUUCCAUGGGGAAAAGGGAGGCCUCAGUCCCCAUUACAGACAGCGCAUUGAGGGGUCACUGUUUCCCAGCAGGCUGCACUACUUUGGCCAGGCCGUCAGUGGCGGGACAGACCUGACGGGGGACGGACUCCCAGAUAUUGCGGUAGGAGCACAAGGGCAGGUCCUGCUGCUGAGGUCCCGGCCAGUGCUCAGAGUCGGGGUCUCCAUCAGCUUCCAGCCCCCCACGAUCCCCACCUCGGCCUUCAACUGCCAGGAGCAGGAGCAGCUCAACACAGAGGCCAGCAGAGCAGAGGUCUGCUUCACCGUCACUAAGAGCACCAUGGACAGCCUAGGCGACAGGAUCUCCAGCACCAUCCAGUACAGCCUGGCCCUGGACCCCGGGCGGACGAAGAUCCGAGCCGCCUUCAACUCCACCGGCCCCGUCCUGAGCAGGGAGCUGCGGCUCGGCAUCGAGACAAGAUGUGAGACAUACCGGAUAACGUUACCUCUCUGCCCAGAGGACACCCUGACCCCCAUCACCCUGCAUGUCAGCUACACCCUGACGGGGGAGCCCAUCACUGCCACCAGCCGCCUCAGACCCAUCCUGAGCGAGGACUCCGCGCCAGUGUCUGCAGGCUCGCUCCCGUUUCAGAAGGACUGUGGCACCGACGACCGCUGCCAUGACCAGUUAGAAAUCUCCUUCAAUUUCUCUGGCUUGAGCACCCUGGUGGUGGGGGUCACCCCUGAACUCAACACCACCGUCUCCAUCCAGAACCGUGGGGAGAAUUCCUACAGCACCACGGUGCAGUUCUUCUACCCGGCCGCGCUGUCCUACCGCCGGGUCCUGCUGCUCCAGUCCAACAGGAGGGCCAUGGUCGUUAAGUGCAGCUCGGCCGUGGGCUCCGAGGAGCAGACUCAAAGGAACAGCACCUGCCAGAUCAACCACCCCAUCUUCGGGAGUGGAGCUGAGGCCGUCUUCGUCGCCACCUUCGACGUCUCCUCUGAGGCCAACCUGGGGGACAGGCUGCAGAUCACAGCCAACGUCAGCAGUGACAAUGGCGGCCCCAUCACCGAGCGCAUGAUUGACCGGGCAGAGCUGCCAGUCAAGUACGGCAUCUUCAUCAUCCUCACCAGCCUCGAAGAGUCAACCAAGUACGUCAACUUCUCUGCCGAGGAGGCAGGGACAAGUGUGCCAGUGACACAUCGGUACGAGCCCCAGCCCCAGCUGGCUCAGUGCAGCAGUGAGGUGGGAACGACUGGUUCAAAGGACUUUGUGAAGCACAUGAGCGAGCGCCCCCUGCUGGACUGCUCCGUGGCCACCUGUAAGAAGAUCCGGUGCAGAAUCACCUCCCUGGAAAUGCGGCAGCCGCUGGAGUUCAUGAUCAAAGGGAACGUCAGCUUCCAGUGGGUCUCCCAGACACAGCAGCAGAAAGUGAGUCUGGUGAGCGAGGGCCGGAUUGAAUACGAGGAGAAGAAAUACACCCAGAAGGAGGGAUUCGUCCAGCGCCAGGUGCAGACGGUGGUGGAGCGCUACGAGGUCUAUAACUACCUGCCCAUCAUCGUGGGAAGCAGCAUGGGGGGCCUGGUUCUGCUGGCUCUCAUCACUGCAGCCCUCUGCAAGCUCGGCUUCUUCCAGCGCCAGUACAAGCAGAUGAUGGAGGAUGCUGUGGAGGGCGAGGGGCCUGGCCCGACCCAGAGCGCCGCUGCUGGCAACCCCCCUGUUGCCGAUGCCCCUAAACAAUAGCACCCCAUGUGCCAACGCCCCUGGCUUUGCCUCCGUCUGGGCUGCUCCAGAACCACCAUUGCCCAUUAUGUUGCCACCUCCAAGAUGCAGAAAAAUUGGUCACUGGCCUCCUCCCACCAACAAAAUGCGUCCUAGUGCCAACUUGCCCCACUUUCCCCCCUCCCUCUGGGUGGCCCUGGUUUGAAGCAACUUUUUUUUCUCUUUUUACCAAUUUAAAUUAUCCCAGUUGUGGAAAUUUGUGUGCGUGUGGGGGGGAAGUCGGGCCAUACGUGGAGGUCAGACAAUUAUUUAAUGGCGGUUGAGAUUAAAAAAGUUAAAGCUUUAUAAUGUUAUAUUCACCGCGCACCCCAACUGCUCGCAAAAUAUUUCCAUAGCUAAUAAUUGAAAUUUGUAGAUAAGCAAAGUAAGAAUAAUGCUACUUGAGAACUUCUUAGAGUUGGAUUUGAGGAAAUUGACUUUGUAUAUUUUGACAUGUGAUGUUAAUUUUUGUUUGAAUAGUUAUAAAGCUUGACCUUUUUAAAAUCAACAUCUGUUGUCAUUACAGAAUUAGGUUUUGAUCCCCACAGGAAUUUUCCACAACUGAACAUUUAAAUCAAUAAAAAUUGAAAAAGAUGGUUAGAAAUAAACAUCAAUACUGUCUGUGUAUUCUGCCAAGCCUAUUUAUAACCGUUAAAACCACAAAUUGGCAACAUCACAUGUCAAAAUGUACAAAGUAAUUAUCCUGAAAGCAGCCCCAAAGACACCUGCAUGGCCAAAAGUUUUCUCCACAGUAAGGUGGGAUUCGAGUAAGCUCGCCAGGAGCAUUGUUCAUUCUUUAGCUAGCUGAACAUUUGGAUUGUUAUCGAUGGAAACAUUUUGCCAUUGGUUUGUAUGCGUGUGUGAUGGAAGUGAUGGUUGCUGACCAUUACCGCUAAAAAUUUCAUUGUCCCAAGCCUACUUAAAACGUGGUCUAAGUGGACAACAAAAAUGACCACCCAAACCCCCAGCCCCUCUCUGUGUGUUUCUAUGUUCUGUUAGGAAAUGACAGAUCCUUGGAGCUGCUUGUCCUCCUACUCUGGUGAGCAACAAACAAAUACAUGCAAAGGAAGCUCAAACAGGUGAGGAAAAGCCAGCAGGAAAGAUCCUUCCACAUAGACUCUGUGUUCCCUGGUGCCCAGCUGGAAAUGUUUUUCAAGCAUGGGCCUGAAACAAUAAAAAGGAGGGACAAACAGCUUAAACCCCUCCCUGCCCAUGGCAUUCACUACACCUGAAGAGAGAAAGGAAGUAUUUACCGGACACAGAGGAAGGGGGCCUGAGCUGCACAGUCUGGUCAGGAAGGCUGCUGAAAGCAUGUGGUGAGACACUUUGCUUGAAUCUGAUACAGUGUGUUAAGUUAGGCACUAGUAAACAUUUCAUCUUUUAUUUU
Chrysemys picta bellii (western painted turtle) is the source of this 4513-nucleotide messenger RNA. The record is from RefSeq and is a predicted model, not a curated record. Lineage: Eukaryota; Metazoa; Chordata; Testudines; Emydidae.